GCGCUCCCCUCCCUGCCCAGCCAGCCAAGGGGCGCCGACGCGGCGGUGGGGGCGGGCGGCCAGCCCGGGCGACAGCUGGGUGGGCGGCUCUGACCUUCGGGUUCGAUCGAUGCCCCGCUCCCGGGCGCUAUAAAAGGGCCGCGCGGGGCUCGGGCGGCCGCAGCAGCGCUCAGCACCCCGCGCGCCCACCAUGGCCGUCGCGCCCCUGCUGCUGCUGCUGCUGCCGCCGCUACUCCGGGGCUCCGCCGCGCUCCCCGCGCCCCCCAGGGCCCCGCGGCACUCAGACGGGACGUUCACCAGCGAGCUCAGCCGCCUGCGGGAGAGCGCGCGGCUGCAGAGGCUGCUGCAGGGCCUGGUGGGCAAGCGCAGCGAGCAGGACCCGGAGAACAGCACGAGCUGGACCAAGUCGGCCGAGGGCCGCCUCUGCCUGCACUGGCCGGACACACCCACCCUGCAGGCCUGGAUGCCCCUGAGGGACCCCCUGGAUCAGACCUGGUCUCCCCGGUUGCCUCCUGGGUCCGGGUCUGGGGCCACCUUUGCAGAGCCAGCCAUCCCCGCUGCGGAGGCGACCCGGAGCAGGCCCUGAGGAAGAAG
Molecule: messenger RNA, 594 nt
Organism: Lontra canadensis (Northern American river otter)
Lineage: Eukaryota; Metazoa; Chordata; Mammalia; Carnivora; Mustelidae
Gene: SCT
Product: secretin
Exons: 4
Coding region: 191-586 (131 amino acids)
Biological process (GO): brain development; positive regulation of somatostatin secretion; negative regulation of gastrin-induced gastric acid secretion
Cellular component (GO): extracellular region
Molecular function (GO): hormone activity
Source: RefSeq, a predicted model, not a curated record